AUGGUCCAUGUCAGCUCUGGCUAUAUGUUCGAAGUCAAUUUCCAGCUAGAACACAAGCACCGCGGCUAUUGGCAUUAUGUGCAGCCUGUCAGGCCUUCAGGUGUGGUUUUGGGGUCGAUCAGAUCCCAGUGGUGUUCAUUUGCUACUGGUCGAGAGAUUGUGCAAAAGCCAGCUGCACUAAGUACCCCGGAUCAUGAUCCUGGUAUAGAGGUGAAUCAUUUUGCAGAUCACGACGCCUAUGGAGACAUUCCCGGCACAGCGAUAGAUGGUCCGCCCUCCCAUCUCACUUCCCCAACAUGUGAUUCCACAACGAUCUCCGUCCCCAGACUCGUGCUGGCAUUUAACGCUACGUCUCGCAAUGCUGUCGACCUUUUUCGAAAUGGCUGGAUCCAAGGCAUACAGUCACACAUCUUUCAAACUACAUGCUGUUUUGUAUGUUCGAGGCGCAGGGUCAUGUACUUCAUCGCUUACAUCGUGACGGUUGAAGCUUUAUGAUCUCAAUGCGAUCUCAGUACCAUUAAAAGACACCAGGGAGCUCGCUAUGAACCGAUGAGGAGCCAGCUUGAACGACAUCACUCAUCCCAGCAGGGACCAGCAAUGGGGGAAGAGUCGAAGGAGGGCUGAGUCAAACGGUAGCACACACUGCGACUCUUGAGGCUGCAAGAAGUUGUCCAUUAAUAUUGUGCUCAUGAGUGGAUAUUCAAGGGUUUUUGAGGCGGAUUCCAUCGUAGCUC
Messenger RNA from Suillus fuscotomentosus, 734 nucleotides. RefSeq lists its product as uncharacterized. The transcript has 4 exons. The coding region runs from base 1 to 495 and encodes 164 amino acids. Lineage: Eukaryota; Fungi; Basidiomycota; Agaricomycetes; Boletales; Suillaceae. The record is from RefSeq and is a predicted model, not a curated record.